AUGGGCAACUGUUGCUCAGGUGGCACCAAUGAAUCUGACUUCAAGGGAGAAACCAACCAACUGAACGGAAAUGAAGGUGGAGGUGCAACCACCACACCACCUUCUAAGCCUAACCAUCCUCCUCCCAAGCACUCCAAACCGGCUCCUAUUGGUCCUGUGCUUGGAAGGCCAAUGGAGGAUGUGAGACAAACUUACAGCAUGGGGAAAGAGCUUGGGAGAGGGCAGUUUGGUGUCACACAUUUGUGCACACACAAGAGCACAGGUAAGCAAUAUGCAUGCAAAACCAUUGCCAAGAGAAAGCUGGUAAACAAGGAGGACAUAGAGGAUGUGAAGAGGGAGGUGCAAAUCAUGCACCAUCUCUCAGGGCAGCCUAACAUUGUGGAGCUCGUCAAUGUGUUUGAGGACAAGCAUUCUGUUCAUCUGGUGAUGGAGUUGUGUGCUGGGGGUGAGCUCUUUGAUCGCAUCAUUGCCAAGGGACAUUACACUGAACGUGCUGCAGCUUCCUUGAUGAGAACCAUAGUGCAGAUUGUUCACACAUGCCAUUCCAUGGGGGUCAUUCAUAGAGAUCUUAAGCCUGAGAAUUUCCUUCUGUUGAGCAAGGAUGAAAAUGCACCUCUCAAGGCCACCGAUUUCGGUCUCUCAGUUUUUUACAAACAAGGAGAGGUGUUUAAGAUCAUUGUUGGAAGUGCGUAUUACAUUGCACCUGAGGUCUUGAAAAGGAAAUAUGGUCCAGAAGUUGACAUUUGGAGUAUUGGUGUCAUGUUAUACAUUCUUCUAUCCGGUGUUCCUCCAUUUUGGGCAGAAUCCGAAAAUGGAAUAUUCAAUGCUAUCCUACGAGGCCAUAUUGACUUUACAAGCGAUCCAUGGCCAUCCAUUUCGCCUGCAGCAAAAGAUCUUGUAAGGAAAAUGUUGAAUUCGGACCCCAGACAGAGGCUGACAGCAUACGAGGUUCUGAAUCAUCCAUGGAUCAAGGAGGAUGGAGAAGCACCAGAUACACCUCUUGACAACGCAGUACUGAAUAAGCUCAAACAGUUCAGGGCAAUGAACGAAUUCAAGAAAGUUGCUCUAAGGGUCAUCGCGGGCUGCCUAUCAGAAGAAGAAAUCAUGGGAUUGAAGCAGAUGUUCAGGGGGAUGGACACUGACAACAGUGGCACCAUUACAAUUGAAGAGCUCAAACAAGGGCUUGCAAAACAAGGGACCAAGCUAACAGAACAAGAAGUUGAGCAAUUAAUGGAAGCCGCAGAUGCUGAUGGCAAUGGAACCAUAGAUUACGAUGAAUUCAUCACAGCAACAAUGCACAUGAACCGAAUGAACAAAGAAGAUCAUCUUUAUACUGCCUUCCAAUACUUUGAUAAAGAUAACAGCGGGUACAUUACAAUUGAAGAACUAGAACAGGCUCUCCAUGAAUUUAACAUGCACGAUGGCAGGGACAUCAAGGAGAUAAUUUCAGAAAUUGAUGCAGAUAAUGAUGGCCGGAUUAACUAUGAUGAGUUUGCUGCAAUGAUGAACAAAGGAAACAUAGAAGUUAAUACCAAGAAGAGGCGUGAUUCGACCUUAUAUUAG
Molecule: messenger RNA, 1563 nt
Organism: Sphenostylis stenocarpa
Lineage: Eukaryota; Viridiplantae; Streptophyta; Magnoliopsida; Fabales; Fabaceae
Source: the annotation of a GenBank genome assembly